UGGACGGGCAGCUCUCCGCAGAAUCCAGGGGACGGUUGCUGAGCGGGCCUGGGACACCGGGUCGCGGCGCCUCCCGCCUGCGCGUGUCUAAUCCAUCUGCCGGGUCCCGAACAAGCUAAGCCGAGCCUGCGCCAGACGGGUGGGCUGGACUGAGAGAAUUCUCUGAGCUGGUGACAGGUGCCACAGGCACUGGGGAUCUCACCAGAAAGGAACCAACGGAGCUAGGCGCCAGCGAGAUGUCAGACGACGCCUUAGCUGGGCUGGAUGAGGGUGCCCUUCGGAAGCUGCUGGAGGUCACAGCGGACCUGGCAGAGCGGCGGCGCAUCCGCUCAGCCAUCCGGGAACUGCAGCGGCAGGAGCUGGAGCGCGAGGAGGAGGCCCUGGCAUCCAAGCGCUUCCGUGCCGAGCGGCAGGACAACAAGGAGAACUGGCUGCACUCUCAGCAGCGGGAAGCUGAGCAGCGGGCUGCCCUGGCACAGCUGGCAGGGCAGCUGGAGUCCAUGAACGAUGUGGAGGAGUUGACUGUGCUGCUGCGAAGCGCCGGUGAGUAUGAGGAGCGGAAGCUGAUCCGAGCUGCCAUCCGCCGCGUCCGGGCUCAGGAGAUUGAGGCGGCCACCUUGGCUGGGAGGUUGUACAGCGGGCGUCCCAACAGUGGCUCCAGAGAGGACAGCAAGGGGCGAGUGGCACACAGGCUGGAACAGUGUGAGGUGCCAGAGCGAGAGGAACAAGAGCAGCAGGCAGAGGUCUCAAAGCCAACCCCCACCCCUGAAGGCACCAGCCAGGAUGUGACCACAGUGACACUCCUGCUGCGGGCCCCUCCUGGGAGCACCUCCCGCUCACCUGCCUCACCCUACAGUUCACCCACCCCUGCCUCUCCCGAGCCUCCACUGGAGCCUGCUGAGGCCCAGUGCCCUACAGCCGAGGUUCCAGGCAGCCCAGAGCCAACUGCCAGCCCACCCAAGACCACCAGCCCUGAGCCUCAGGAGUCUCCAACGCCCCCCAGCACUGAGGGCCAGGUGGCCAACAAGCUCCUGUCUGGCCGCAAAGAGACCCCUGCUGCCCAGAGUCCCCCCAGAGGCUCCUCUGACACCAAGAGAGCAGACCUGGCUAGACCCCGACCCUGCCAACGCUCCCUGUCGGUGCUCAGUCCCCAUCAGCCAGCCCAGAACCGAGAGUCCACCCCCAUUGCCAGCGGAUGUUCCUCGUUCCAGCGGGCUGGCUCUGUGCGGGACCGUGUCCACAAGUUCACAUCUGAUUCUCCUAUGGCUGCUAGGCUCCAGGAUGGCACACCCCGGGCUGCCCUAGGUCCCCUGACCCCUGCAAGGCUCCUGGGCCCCUCCCUCACCAGCACCACCCCUGCCUCCUCCUCCAGUGGCUCCUCCUCUCGGGGCCCCAGUGACACCUCCUCCCGGUUCAGUAAGGAGCAACUCGGAGUAGCCCAGCCCCUGGCCCAGCUUCAAAGCUGCCCCCAGGAGGAGGGCCCCAGGGGGCGGGGCUUGGCUGCCAGGCCCCUUGAAAACAGAGCAGGGGGGCCUGUGGCACGUUCAGAGGAGCCUGGUGCCCCACUGCCCGUGGCUGUCGGCACUGCCGAGCCAGGGGGCAGUAUGAAGACCACAUUCACCAUCGAGAUCAAGGACGGCCGUGGCCAGGCCUCCACAGGCCGGGUGCUGCUGCCCACAGGCAACCAGAGGGCAGAACUGACACUGGGGCUGCGGGCGCCCCCGACCCUCCUCAGCACCAGUAGUGGGGGCAAGAGCACCAUCACCCGUGUCAACAGUCCUGGGACCCUGACUCGGCUGGGCAGUGUCACUCAUGUCACCAGCUUCAGCCAUGCCUCCCCCGGUAGCCGAGGAGGUUGCAGCAUCAAGAUGGAACCAGAGCCAGCAGAGCCUCCCUCUGCAGCAGUGGAAGCGGCCAAUGGGGCCCAGCAGACCCAAGUGGACAAAGCACCAGAAGGGCGGAGCCCCCUGAGUGCUGAAGAGCUGAUGACUAUUGAGGAUGAAGGAGUCUUGGACAAGAUGCUGGAUCAGAGCACGGACUUUGAAGAGCGGAAGCUCAUCCGGGCCGCACUUCGUGAGCUCCGACAAAGGAAGAGAGACCAGCGGGACAAGGAGCGGGAACGGCGGCUGCAGGAGGCACGGGCCCGGCCAGGGGAGGGCCGUGGCAACACAGCCACUGAGACCACCACGAGGCACAGCCAGCGGGCGGCUGAUGGCUCUACUGUCAGCACUGUUACCAAGACUGAGCGGCUCGUCCACUCCAAUGAUGGCACACGGACGGCCCGCACCACCACAGUGGAGUCGAGUUUCGUGAGGCGCUCGGAGAAUGGCAGUGGCAGCAGCACCAUGGUGCAAACCAAGACCUUCUCUUCUUCCUCCUCAUCCAAGAAGAUGGGCAGCAUCUUCGACCGCGAGGACCAGGCCAGCCCGCGGGCCGGCAGCCUGGCAGCCCUCGAGAAACGCCAGGCCGAGAAGAAGAAAGAGCUGAUGAAGGCGCAGAGUCUGCCCAAGACCUCAGCCUCCCAGGCGCGCAAGGCCAUGAUUGAGAAGCUGGAGAAGGAGGGCGCGGCCUGCAGCCCUGGCGGACCCCGCGCAGCCGUGCAGCGAUCCACCAGCUUCGGUGUCCCCAACGCCAACAGCAUCAAGCAGAUGCUGCUGGACUGGUGCCGAGCCAAGACGCGCGGCUACGAGCACGUGGACAUCCAGAACUUCUCCUCCAGCUGGAGUGACGGGAUGGCCUUCUGUGCCCUGGUGCACAACUUCUUCCCUGAGGCCUUCGACUAUGGGCAGCUUAGCCCUCAGAACCGACGCCAGAACUUCGAGGUGGCCUUCUCGUCUGCGGAGACCCAUGCGGACUGCCCGCAGCUCCUGGAUACAGAGGACAUGGUGCGGCUUCGAGAGCCUGACUGGAAGUGCGUGUACACGUACAUCCAGGAGUUCUACCGCUGUCUGGUCCAGAAGGGGCUGGUAAAAACCAAAAAGUCCUAACCCCUGUUUGGGGCCCCACGGAUGCUGGUGGACUGCGUGCCCCUCGUGGAGGUGGAGGACAUGAUGAUCAUGGGCAAGAAGCCCGACCCCAAGUGUGUCUUCACCUACGUGCAGUCGCUCUACAACCACCUGCGGCGCCACGAACUGCGCCUGCGCGGCAAGAAUGUCUAGCCUCCCCGCCCGCACGGCCCGCCAGUGGCAAGCUGCUUCCCCCACCCUCCGGGCACCGAUCCCUCCCUGUGCGCCUGCCCACCGCUGCCCUGUCUGUCGCGACACCCUCCUCUCACAUACACACGCAACGUUUUGAUAAAUUAUUGGUUUUCAACGA
This is a messenger RNA of Sapajus apella (tufted capuchin), 3315 nucleotides long. It is a transcript of the gene SMTN, whose product is annotated as smoothelin. The transcript has 21 exons. Gene Ontology annotation, biological process: actin cytoskeleton organization. The record is from RefSeq and is a predicted model, not a curated record. Gene Ontology annotation, cellular component: filamentous actin; microtubule organizing center. Gene Ontology annotation, molecular function: protein binding. The coding region runs from base 237 to 2987 and encodes 916 amino acids. NCBI's taxonomy places the organism in Eukaryota, Metazoa, Chordata, Mammalia, Primates, Cebidae.